CACACUUGAAUUAUGUGCAUAUGCAUCUCUCAGGUUGCCUUCAAACAGAAAUCUUGAUCGAUCAUCUGAUCCUUCAUACAAGUUUAUUGGAAGUAUAAUUGAGACUGAUCAUUAUCAAUAGAUUGACAAUGAGUUCGGAAAGAAAGUCGGACAACUGCCUUGGAUGGGCUGCAAGAGAUGAGUCGGGAUUCCUUUCACCUUUCAACUUCGAGCGCCGGGCUGUCGGAGAUGAUGACGUCUCGGUGAAGAUCACUCACUGUGGCAUCUGCUAUGCAGAUGUAUUCUUCACCCGAAACAAAAUAGGCACGGCAAAGUAUCCUAUGGUACCUGGGCACGAGAUCGUUGGAAUUGUUAAGGAAGUGGGUGCGAAUGUGGGCAAAUUCAAAGUAGGAGAUCAUGUCGGGGUCGGAACUUACCUCAACUCUUGCAGAGACUGCGAGUACUGCAACGAGAGUUUAGAAGUGCACUGCUCAAAGGGAAUUGUUAUGACGUUCGAUGGCACUGAUGUGGAUGGUACCCCGACCAAAGGAGGCUACUCCGAGUUCAUUGUCGCUCAUGAAAGAUACUGCUAUCAGAUACCUGAAAACUACCCAAUGGAAUUAGCAGCACCUCUGCUGUGCGCUGGGAUCACAGUUUACACUCCGAUGGUACGCCACAAGAUGAACACCCAGCCUGGGAAAUCCCUCGGAGUGAUUGGUCUAGGAGGGCUGGGCCACAUGGCCGUGAAGUUUGGCAAGGCCUUUGGCCUGAAGGUCACCGUUCUGAGCACCAGCAUGUCCAAGAAGGAUGAUGCCUUGACCCUGCUAGGUGCCGAUAGAUUUGUCCUCUCGUCUGACAAAGAAGAGAUGGAUGCACUAGAGAAGUCCCUAGAUUUCAUAGUCGAUACAGCAUCGGGAGUUCACCCCUUUGAUUCCUAUAUGCCACUGCUGAAGCCUGGUGGCAUUCUUGCUCUGGUAGGCGCCCCAAGCGAAGUGAAACUGAAUCCUAUGAGCCUUAUCAUGGGCAUGAGAAGCAUUGCCGGAAGUGCAGUAGGGGGAACAAAGAUGACUCAAGAGAUGAUCAACUUCUGCGCCGAGCACAAGAUUUAUCCAGAGAUAGAAUUGAUCCCAAUUCAGUAUGCAAAUGAAGCUCUGGAAAGGCUUGAGAAGAGUGAUGUGAAGUUCCGUUUCGUGAUCGACAUUGCGAACUCCUUGAACUAAGCUUUCAGCAAGUGCAGUAAUUUAUUCUGUGUGUAUCAAAUAAUGUUCUCUAGUCUGAGUAUGACCUUAUAAUAACUAGAAGGGAGAGAGAGGUUUCAAUAAUGGAAAUCGAAUAAAAAUCGGGUUCACGUAAUGAGUAAUAUGGAUAAA
This is a messenger RNA of Punica granatum (pomegranate), 1349 nucleotides long. NCBI's taxonomy places the organism in Eukaryota, Viridiplantae, Streptophyta, Magnoliopsida, Myrtales, Lythraceae. The record is from RefSeq and is a predicted model, not a curated record.